Messenger RNA from Racocetra fulgida, 165 nucleotides. The record is from the annotation of a GenBank genome assembly. Lineage: Eukaryota; Fungi; Glomeromycota; Glomeromycetes; Diversisporales; Gigasporaceae.
AUGAAUAACUCAAUUUGUAGAGCAUAUAAUAAGAAACCUUAUAAGCUUAUAUUUGGUGGAACUCCAUAUAGUCAUUCUGCUGCACUUGAUCAGUUGCUUGAAACUAGUGUUUUUUCCAAAGAUAAAAUUCCAAAUGAAUUUGGAUUAGAAAAUAUUCAGGAAUCA